AUGACUUCCACGCGGAGCCGCGACGAGAGCGAUGUGGAACUCCCGCUUCUUCGCUCCGGCCAUGGUAUAGAUGGUGAUGAUGCGUCAAAUCUCCACCUUCUGGAUGCCUCUCGCGAGGAGUCUGUCCAAGUUUCUGGCAGGAGCGGUUUGGCAGCGGGUAUAGCCAACAUGUCGAACAGCAUCAUCGGCGCCGGUAUAAUUGGGUUGCCCCUAGCUAUUGCCGAGGCAGGCUUCUUUACGGGCAUAUUUUUGCUCGUUGUGCUUUGUGGAGUUACGGAUUGGACAAUACGCCUGAUUGUCAUCAAUUCAAAGUUGUCCGGCACAUCAUCCUACAUGGGGAUCAUGGAAUACUGCUUCGGUCGCCCGGGUCAAAUCGCGGUGUCAACCUUUCAAUUCGUAUUCGCCUGUGGAGGAAUGGCAGCCUGCGCCUAUCUAACGAAGGCGACAUCCUCCACAGGUGAUACUAUUCCACACGUGCUAGCUUCGCUCCUGCCUCAGCCUGUGCGAGAGACUGCUCUCGGUGCCAUGCUCGUUAAUCGACAGUUCAUCAUCGCACUGGCGAUCGGUGGUGUAGCCUACCCUCUUUCGCUAUAUCGGGAUAUCAGUAAAUUAGCAAAGGCUUCCAGUUUAGCUGUCUUGUCAAUGCUUGUCAUCGUUUUGUCCGUCGUCAUCAGGGGCCCUCAAGUGGACCCUGAACUGAAAGGCUCCCGAGCACACGUCUUCACAGUGAUUGGCCCCAAAGUGUUCGAGGCCAUCGGUGUUAUCAGCUUUGCGUAUGUAUGUCAUCACAAUUCUAUGCUGAUUUAUGGAAGCCUCGAGAGACCUACGCUGGAUCGGUUCUCUGCCGUCACACAUAUCUCCACGUUGACGAGCUUGAUUUGUUGUCUGAUCCUAUCAAUCUCGGGAUACGUGGUCUUCACGGAUAAAACACAGGGCAACAUAUUGAAUUGCUUCGAUGAGGAUGAUGCCGUCAUCAACAUCGCUCGACUGUGCUUUGGGUUGAACAUGUUCACGACUCUUCCGCUCGAAGUCUUUGUCUGUAGAGAGGUCAUUGAGAACCUUCUGGAAAGGCCGUUCAAUUACACACGUCACUGGUUGGUGACAACCGGUCUGGUCUUCUCAGCAAUGCUUGUCUCUAUGACAACGUGCGAUCUUGGCAUCGUGCUGGAGUUGACCGGUGGCCUAAGCGCCACGGCCUUAGCCUUCCUGUUCCCGGCUGCGUGUUACUAUUGCUUGUUGAGCGAACCGUGGUACGGGCGAAGAAAGCUGUGUGCAGCUGCAUGCACCAUUUUCGGCAUCGUAGUGAUGGUACUCAGUGUGUUUCUUGCGUUACAAAAGUUGUAUACCGGAGCCGAAACUGCCAACAAGGCUUGCUCAUAG
Filobasidium floriforme is the source of this 1380-nucleotide messenger RNA. Its product is annotated as transmembrane amino acid transporter protein-domain-containing protein. The record is from RefSeq and is a predicted model, not a curated record. Gene Ontology annotation, cellular component: endoplasmic reticulum. Lineage: Eukaryota; Fungi; Basidiomycota; Tremellomycetes; Filobasidiales; Filobasidiaceae. The coding region runs from base 1 to 1380 and encodes 459 amino acids. Gene Ontology annotation, biological process: amino acid transmembrane transport. The transcript has 13 exons. Gene Ontology annotation, molecular function: amino acid transmembrane transporter activity.